Molecule: messenger RNA, 786 nt
Organism: Pipistrellus nathusii (Nathusius's pipistrelle)
Lineage: Eukaryota; Metazoa; Chordata; Mammalia; Chiroptera; Vespertilionidae
Source: the annotation of a GenBank genome assembly
AUGGAUUGGGGCACCCUGCACACUUUCAUCGGGGGUGUGAACAAACACUCCACCAGCAUCGGGAAGGUGUGGAUCACUGUCAUCUUCAUCUUUCGUGUCAUGAUCCUCGUGGUGGCUGCUCAGGAAGUGUGGGGUGAUGAACAGGAAGACUUUGUCUGCAACACUCUGCAACCGGGAUGCAAAAAUGUAUGCUAUGAUCACUUUUUCCCAGUGUCCCACAUCCGGCUGUGGGCCCUGCAACUCAUCUUUGUCUCCACCCCUGCCCUACUUGUGGCGAUGCACGUUGCCUACUACCGGCAGGAGGCCGCCCGCAAAUUCAGACGAGGAGAGAAGAGAAAUGAGUUCAAAGACUUGGAAGACAUUAAAAAACAGAAGGUUCGGAUCGAGGGAGCCCUGUGGUGGACGUACACCAGCAGCAUAUUUUUCCGAAUCAUCUUCGAAGCUUCCUUUAUGUAUGUGUUUUACUUUCUCUACAAUGGGUACCAUCUGCCCUGGGUGCUGAAAUGUGGGAUUGAUCCUUGCCCCAACCUUGUUGACUGCUUCAUCUCUAGACCGACAGAGAAAACCGUGUUCACCAUUUUUAUGAUCUCUGCCUCGGUGAUUUGCAUGCUACUCAAUGUGGCUGAGUUGUGCUACCUGCUGCUGAAAGUGUGUUUCAGGAAAUCAAAAAGAGCCCAGACACAAAGAAACCACCCCAGUCAUGCCCUAAAGGAGAGUAAGCAAAAUGAAAUGAAUGAGCUGAUUUCAGAUAGUGGUCAAAAUGCAACCACUGGUUUUCCAAGUUAG